Messenger RNA from Schizosaccharomyces cryophilus OY26, 756 nucleotides. RefSeq names its product ESCRT I complex subunit Vps28. NCBI's taxonomy places the organism in Eukaryota, Fungi, Ascomycota, Schizosaccharomycetes, Schizosaccharomycetales, Schizosaccharomycetaceae. The coding region runs from base 1 to 756 and encodes 251 amino acids. The record is from RefSeq and is a predicted model, not a curated record. Gene Ontology annotation, molecular function: protein-containing complex binding. The transcript has a single exon. Gene Ontology annotation, biological process: protein transport to vacuole involved in ubiquitin-dependent protein catabolic process via the multivesicular body sorting pathway. Gene Ontology annotation, cellular component: ESCRT I complex.
AUGACUGACUACUAUGACAUUGGUCUUUUAGAAAAAGACCAGGAUGAUACCUCAGAAGAGCCACGUAUGGAUCAACAAAUCCGAGAAGAUUUUGCAUCUCUUUAUAGUAUUGUUGUUGCAUUAGAGAAUCUAGAGAAAGUGUUUACCAAGGAUGCCAUCUCCCCAGAUACCUUUGAGUCUACCUCUAACGUGCUUCUCCAGCAGUGGGAUUCUUGCUUGAAGGACGAGACUGUAUCGAGCCUAUUUGUUUCUUUGGAAGACUUCUUGUCAAAAUAUCAAUUACAAUGUCCGAGGGCCAUGAAGCGAAUUCAAGAGCAUUCCGAGAUUGCUCCAACUAACAAAACUCCAUCCAACACUCCGAAUCAUCUUUCCAACACUAGAGAACAAGUUGCGGCAUCCACUGAAUCUCCUUCCGACCGAGAACCAACUAUAGCCUCUGCACCCUUGACAACCCCUGCUGUUUCUACAGCAAAAUCUAUCGCCGAGCUUGUACAGAAUUUUAUUACUACUUUGGAUGCAAUUCGUUUAAAUUUUGUCGCAAAAGAUCAAUUGCAUCCUCUGCUUUCAGAAUUAGUCAUUUGCAUGGAUGACCUUACAGAGAUGCUCAAUAAGCAAGUGUCUGGCAGGAGUAAAUUAGUCCAAUGGCUUAUUUUUAUUAAUCAUAUGGAACCAACCGAUCAGUUAAAUGAAGAACAAAAGGAUGAAUUACUGCAUAAUCUUGAAGAAACCUAUUCAGAAUGCUAUGGAUUGCUCUAG